AUGGACCAAUCAGUUGUAGAGGGCUUACUCAACCUCUGCCUCACCAAAGAGGAAGAAGAGGAAAUAACCAUCACAACCAAGAAUAGAGCAGAUUUGCUAGAGGAGUGUGCGCUGAGUCUCUUUGGCCGCCUACUCUCUGAGAGAAACCAGAAUAUAAGAGCUUUAAAAAGCACUUUGAAAUCGGCUUGGAAAAUGGGUUCCGACCUGCAGAUUGUGGAAGUUGGAAACAAUGUGUUGCAAUUCAAGUUCAAUUCGGAAUACCAAAUGCAAUGGGUUGAACGAAAUGGGCCUUGGAAUUUUGAAAACAAUCUGCUAUUGUUGUGCAGAUGGCGGAAAGGUUUGUCAGCUUCGAAUAUCGUUUUCACGCACUCUCCAUUUUGGGUUCAGAUCUGGGAUCUACCCUUUGAACACAUGUCUAUGGAAGUGGGCAGAGAACUCGGCAACAGCUUGGGAAAGUUCAUAGAAUCAGAUCGAAGAACAGGGAACUCAGACCAAGCAAAGUUCAUGAGGAUUAGGGUGGAUCUUCAACUUGAUAAACCACUGAGACGGAGGGGAAGAGUAGCAAGUGAUGAUGGAGAAAAAUUUUGGGUCAACUUCAAAUAUGAGAGGUUGCCCACCUUUUGUUACCACUAUGGCCGCCUGGGGCAUGAUGACAAACAUUGUCGAGAAAACUCUGAGCACCAAAACACUUCCAGGCAGUAG
This is a messenger RNA of Quercus robur (English oak), 702 nucleotides long. RefSeq lists its product as uncharacterized. The transcript has a single exon. NCBI's taxonomy places the organism in Eukaryota, Viridiplantae, Streptophyta, Magnoliopsida, Fagales, Fagaceae. The record is from RefSeq and is a predicted model, not a curated record. The coding region runs from base 1 to 702 and encodes 233 amino acids.